Messenger RNA from Fraxinus pennsylvanica, 471 nucleotides. The record is from the annotation of a GenBank genome assembly. Lineage: Eukaryota; Viridiplantae; Streptophyta; Magnoliopsida; Lamiales; Oleaceae.
AUGGGGCAGCUUGAGGACUUGAAUACUUACAUGAUAGAGCCAACCCUUCGAUUAUCUAUCGGGGACUUCAAAGCAUAUAACAUAUUACUGGAUGCAAAAUUCAAUCCUAAGCCUUUUGAUUUUGGACUUGCUAAGUUGGGUCCCACAGGCAAACAAGAUCAUGUUUCGACUAAGGUGUUGGGGACGUAUGGCUAUUGUGCACCGGAGUAUGCACACACAGGCAAGUUGACUAAAAAAUCUGACGUCUACAGUUUUGGAGUCGUGUUUCUGGAGAUCAUUUCAGGAAGAAGAGCUAUAGAUAACAUGAAACCAGCUGAAGAGCAGAACCUAGUUGCUUGGACACUUUUCAAGGACAAAACAAAGUUCACGUCGAUGGUAGAUCCAUUACUGGGAGGGAGGUACCCAAUGAAGGGUCUGUAUCAAGUUGUUGCUGUUGCAGCUAUGUGUCUUCAAGAUGAAGUUAGCACCUGA